UGUUGCACGACUUUCGAUCAGGCUUUUUCAGAACCGACCGUCGACAAGGACUAUUGACGUUUGUGGCAGGGGCUAUAAUUAAUAGAAUGGAUAUAACCUUGUCACGUUACGUACUUAUCAUAACCUGCUCGGCUGGUUUGGUCGCACUAUCUUUGGGACAGUCAUCUAUGAUGGGACAAAAGCGCCAUUCAGCGGAGUCUGGCGAUCAUACAGCAGAGUUCUCCUCUGGCAAGUAUCACGACUACAUCAUAGUUGGCGCAGGCCCAUCCGGGCUACAGCUCGGCUACUUUCUCCAGCGGGCCGGGCGAGACUACCUCAUCCUAGAAAAGGGGGACUCCGCCGGUACCUUCUACAAGACGUACCCCCGUCAUAGGAAGCUGAUCAGCAUCAACAAGCGCUACACAGGCAAGACGAACAAGGAGUACAACAUGCGCCAUGACUGGAACAGCCUGCUCAGUGACGACGAGACUCUGCGCAUGACGCAGUACUCGGAGGAAUUCUUUCCUAGUGCAGACAUCUACGUACAAUACCUGAACGACUUUGCGAGGAAACUGCGACUUAAGAUACAGCACGGAGUCAAUGUGCAAAGAAUCUGGAAGACGGGUAACAAGAAAGAGGGCUUCUAUAUCCGAGAUCAGCACGGCAAUGUCUUCACGUGCAGGUAUCUAGUCGUGGCGACGGGGAUUUGGGUUCCAAACGAGCCUGACUUUGUUGGAAAGGAACAUGUCACAGGGUACGAGAACAUGACACUGAACCUGAACUUUUACAGGGGGAAGACGGUCCUUAUUCUGGGGAAAGGAAAUUCCGCGUUCGAAACAGCUGACUACAUUCAACCCGUGACUAACUUCGUCCACCUGUUCUCUCGGUCUCGAGUGAAGCUUGCCUGGGAAACACACUAUGUAGGUGACCUCAGGGCUAUCAACAACGGUUUGAUUGACACCUAUCAGCUCAAAGCUCUGGAUGGCGUCCUGUACACGGACAUCAACAACAUGCAGGUCAUCAAGCAUGGCGACCGGUUCAGUGUCAGACUGGUGAACGACACAGAACACAGGGGACUGCACGAUAACUUCGCAGCCAGGUCCCCGUAUGACGUCAUCAUCCGGGCACUUGGCUUCCACUUCGACGCCAGCAUUUUUCACAGGAGCAUCAUUCCUAAGCUUGGCGAAGGUGAAAAGAAGAAGUAUCCUGCCAUUAAACCAAACUACGAGUCCAUGAACGUGGAGGGUCUGUUUUUUGCUGGCACCAACACUCACUCCCUCGACUUCCGCAAGUCUGCUGGUGGUUUUAUUCACGGGUUUAGAUACACAACUCGUGCUCUCCAUCAUCUUUUAGAGUGGAGAAAUCACAAGAUUCCAUGGCCUUCUACAGCGCUCCGUACUACCCAGGUCAUGAACACGCUUCUGAAGAGAAUGAACGAAGCCUCAGGACUUUACCAGAUGUACAGCGUGCUGGGAGACAUUAUCAUCGUCAAUGAUACUGGCGCUGUGUACCUGGAGGAAGUUCCGGUCCAACUGCUGCCACAACUUGAGACUGCCACAGGACAUCUAGCUCCCAACAAAGUCAUUGUCAUGGUGAUGGAGUUUGGUAAAAACUUUUCAGGCCCCGGUACAGAUCCAUUGCGACGCGGCACUGCAACCACAGUACCCAAAAACGCACACUUGGCAGGGUUCCUUCAUCCUGUGCUUUACUACUACUCACACUUACCCACAGAUGAUGACAUGCUACGCCGGCCCUCGAAGUGGAUUCUGCCUCGACCAACCAGGCUCCACCACGUCAUCGAAGACUUUCUGUUCGACUUCAGCUCUCCAGUGAGUCACGUCCUGCAUCUGAGGCGGUUCUUGGACACUGUGUUUGGAUAUGACACAAGAAACUACUUCGCAGGCUCGUGUUUCAAGAUGGCGAUGACCCACACCAGUGUUCCCAAGACUUGCCAGGACCAGUACCUACGCGGUGAAGGGUUAACACACGCCAGCCACUGUGAAGCCUCUGCUGUCACACAGUCCACUACUAAGUAACUUCGACAGCUGAAGCCCAAAUUUGUUAUUUUAACAAAUCUGAAUGUCUAAACCCUACACUAUCUCAUCAAUAUAGAUUUCUCAUAUAAUUUUCCAAACAAAUGCUUCUACAUAUCUUUUAGGAUAUUGGAUAGACAUUGCUGAACUUGGCCUGCUAUUAGAGUGAUAGUUAAGAAGUCUCCAGUUCACAAUUUAUCAUUGUGACCUCCAUUUUUUAAAUCGAUGAUGAAUAUCAGCUAUGCACAGUGUUUAAAGUCCUUUUUUGCUGUGUCACUGUAUAACGUGUAUAGUUUGCGUAGCUAAGCUUUUCAAAAUCUUUUAUACGUCGCGAUACAGGUUCGACAUAUCUACUAGGUAAUAUGAUAUGCCAAAUAGCAUUUACUCCAAAAUCCUAUUGCUUGAAUAACAACUAUUUGGCGAUAUUAAUCCAUUAUCUAUGAGUCAGUAAUACAUACAUACGCAGAUUUAUUAUAUAUUAUAAAUAAUAAGAAAUAUGUUACAUUACCCUACAUUUGUAUACAGUUACAUGGUGCAAUGUAUGGUGAUUUUUACGAUUGUUGGAAAUUAAUCUACUGUACUGUCCUUUCUACCAUCACGAAAGAAAUGGCCACCUAAUUCCACCCUAAUUCAUCCGGCUUUACAAACAAAACGAAAAUGACUCUCCUCAUAACAUCACAAAAAUC
Branchiostoma floridae (Florida lancelet) is the source of this 2698-nucleotide messenger RNA. Its product is annotated as FAD-dependent oxidoreductase domain-containing protein 2-like. The record is from RefSeq and is a predicted model, not a curated record. Gene Ontology annotation, molecular function: flavin adenine dinucleotide binding; monooxygenase activity. The coding region runs from base 87 to 2015 and encodes 642 amino acids. The transcript has 15 exons. NCBI's taxonomy places the organism in Eukaryota, Metazoa, Chordata, Leptocardii, Amphioxiformes, Branchiostomatidae.